GUUUCCGCCUUUACGGUGUCAAAAUUUGUGACGUCGAUAUCAACAAACUUCAGUAUGAAAUUAAGAGUGAGAGUCAAUAAGCAGACCAGCCGUGUGGAGCUGGAGGGAGCAGAGCCCACUCUGACUGAUCUCACUGUCCAAGUGAAGGAGGUGCUGUUGCCUUCGACUGGUCUCAGUGCGGAUACAGAGUUCAGUCUGUCUCUGAACGGGAAGGAGCUGCUGGUGGACACAGGGCAGUCACUGUCCUCAUGUGGGGUGGUGUCGGGGGACAUGAUCAGUGUGAUUCUGCCUCAGAGUAGGGCUUCCUCCUCUCAGCCACCACCCCCUUCUUCCCAGGCUAACACCAGAGCAGCAGUUCAGCAGAGCACACAGCAGAAUCACACUGUGUCCAUCAUGCAGCGCUCCAGUGAUGAAUCGGGCACCAGCAGCAGCCAUAGUGGCAGAAAGAGAACAUGUAAUCCAGAGACUGAGGAGAAGCUGGAGAAAGGGGAGGAUGAGGAGGAGGCAGUGGGGCCUUUCAUCCCUGAGCCCAUGCUGUGCUGUGAGGCUGAGCUGGGGAAGGUUCCUCAUUCUCUGGAGAUGCUCUUCCAGGCUGCACAGUGCAACAGCUCGUCAGACUGCCUGCUGGUGGCUGCACAUUUACUGCUGCUGGAGACCGGCUUCCUGCCACAGGGUUGUGAUGUCAGGACUGGACAAAUGCCCAGUGGUUGGCGUGCAGCAGGAGGCGUCUAUAGGCUGCAGUACACUCACCCUCACUGUGAGAACAGCCUGGCAUCGGUGGUUGCCGUACCAAUGGGCCAAACACUCGUCAUUAAUGCCACUCUGAAGACGAACAGCACAAUGGAGAGUGCAAGGAAGCUGGUCCUGAAACCAACUGCAUACGUGACUGAGGAGUGGGCAGGUGGAAAUGCUGGAGCUGCCUACAAAGACAUGCAGAAGCUAUCUCGUGUUUUUAAGGACCAGUUGGCUUACCCACUUCUGGCAACAGCUAGAGAAGCCCUAGGACUGCCUGCCCUCUUUGGUCUGGCUGUACUGCCUCCUGAGCUACUGCUGAGGAUUCUGCGGCUGCUGGAUGUUCACACUAUCCUCUCAUUGUCUGCAGUCUGCACACACCUGCACUCCGCCACACAAGAUCCCACGCUCUGGAGACACCUACUGCACCGUGACUUCAGAGCGUGUAUUCGACCUGACAGUGAGCACAGAGACACAGACUGGAAAGAGCUUUACAAAAGAAGAUAUAAGCAGAGAAAGGAAUUGAGUAGAUGCAGGGCCAGAUGUUACCCCUACCCUAUGCCCUCCAUUUACCCUUUCACUCCAGUCCCCACACCCCCUGUGCCCCUGCCCCUUCACCCACCAGGCAUCAUCGGCGGAGAGUAUGAUCAGAGACUGUCCAUCCCACAAGGCAUUCUCCCCCGCCCACGCUAUGACCCUAUUGGCUCUCUGCCAGGUCAUCAGCCAGGUAUGGGGAUUCCCACUGGCCGCCGUUCACUGAGACCAAGCGGGAUCCGACCAGCAGAUAUCAGGAGAGGCUUCAUCUGAAUUCAUCAGCUUCUGCUUCAUGUCUUACAGACACUAAUAAAAGCUACUGGACAUACCAAAGCAAGCAAACUUGCACUGAUACUUCCACACAUUCUGCUUCUAACUACUCAAGUUUAAUUUGAUAUAUGUUUCAGAGAGGUAUGUGGUUAUCAUUCUUUUCAUUAUGGGUCAAUGUUGCAAGAUACCAGAGCAAGCAAAACAUGCGUGCAAACAGAAAAGGAUCUUGUACAGUAUUUAUGAAGUCAGCAAUUAUACACCUUCGUCAUCACUGGUGCAGCAGGCCCAAAGCAGAAAAUGAUAAUUGGCAGGUAAGAACAGGGCAAAUUACCAAAUAUUAUCAGAUAUAAUUUCCCAGAAUGGUAUCAGCCUGUUUUUUUUCUUUUCUUGGUUACAUAUACAUCAAAUCUGAUUUACAAUGUUUUCUUGCAUUCAAUAUCAUUCAGUUGCAAGUGAUUACAUACACUGUGAUUUAAACAAUGAUCUGUCAAUGUCUAAAGAGUUCAUGCAGCCCUAAUUUUAAUCAACUGUCUUUAACAGAGACUUUUUUGAAUGGAUAUUGGAAACAAAUAUCUCUCUAAUUUAACCUCUAAUUAGAGUUUGCAAAAUAUGUAACUGGAAUAGUGCUUGAAUUUGCUUGCAUGUGCUGCAGUUUAGACCCUAACAUGAAGUGACUUUGGAAUUGCUCUUAUUCCAAAUCUGCUAUCAGCACGUACAGAAACCGGUGUGCCAUUUAGGAAUAAACAUUUUUCCAUCUCA
Pygocentrus nattereri (red-bellied piranha) is the source of this 2295-nucleotide messenger RNA. RefSeq names its product F-box protein 7 (gene fbxo7). The transcript has 10 exons. The coding region runs from base 55 to 1539 and encodes 494 amino acids. The record is from RefSeq and is a predicted model, not a curated record. NCBI's taxonomy places the organism in Eukaryota, Metazoa, Chordata, Actinopteri, Characiformes, Serrasalmidae. Gene Ontology annotation, biological process: autophagy of mitochondrion; positive regulation of autophagy of mitochondrion. Gene Ontology annotation, molecular function: protein kinase binding.